Molecule: messenger RNA, 3125 nt
Organism: Amaranthus tricolor (Joseph's coat)
Lineage: Eukaryota; Viridiplantae; Streptophyta; Magnoliopsida; Caryophyllales; Amaranthaceae
Exons: 3
Coding region: 182-2881 (899 amino acids)
Source: RefSeq, a predicted model, not a curated record
CUUUAAACCAAACUCCAAUAAUCGCUUUAGUUGGGGGAUGAAGGAUGUCUGGGUUAGUUCUCCAUAUGAUAUCUUCUCAAUCCUCCGAGUAGACACCAAAUUCAGGAUUUGCAUCUUCAAUUAAUAACAUUCAAACACUAACCGCCAUUGUCGAACCUUUAAAUGCAGUUGAUCCUCUUUAAUGGACAUGUACGAAGUAUCAACCAAUCUAAUCGACCAAGUUCAGAUCUUGCUCAAGAAAGAAGCAGGCCUUGAAACAUUUAACUCCAAUGAUCACUCACUUGAUUGUCUUUCAUCAUCGUUUCUCAAUGAUGCCAUUCUUGGUUCAAAUGCUUCUGUUGAUGUAAUACGAUGUAAUGAUUGCAAAGGGAAGCUUUUACGAAGGUCGGAAUCAAUCAUUUGUGUUUACUGUGGGAUGUUUCAGCAUCGAGAUUUUGCUACAAAUCCUAUGUCAUUCAAAUCUACAAUUGCUUUUCAGUGGCUCUUGCAAUCGCUUGGUUUAGAUGGAUUUGAAAGUGUUGAGAAACCUAUUGGAGGUGAUGUAAAUCAAUCUGGUGGUAGAGUGCGGAGCUCGUUGAAGGAGGAUGAAAUUUCGUUAUCGGAUUUUCUUGAUUUGCAACUGAAAUGGCCUGAUAAUUUGAGAGGAUCUGGUGUGGGAAAUAAACAGAUACUUCACGGGAAAAGAAAUCUGAACUUGAUUGGUGUAGACAUUGAGCAACUUUUGAGUCAAGAAAAUAAAGAUGAUGAUUUUAAUGUAAGAAAUGAACAUUCCAUAGCUAGUAAUAAAUUUGAAAAUGAGGAGUCUAGGAUUUCAGGCGAGAGAAGUCUUAAUUUGUUUGAAAACAGGAGAUCUUCCAUGGCUGCUUCGAGGUCUGGUGAGGGUGAAAAUGAUGAGUCUUUGUCUGAAUGGGGGGCAGAAUUUCAAUCUUCCUUUCCGGUGGCCGGACCUGAGAAAUCAGGUGAUAGCUCAUUUUCUGAUGCUCCUUCAGGAAGUACUGUGAUUACUUCCAGUAAUGAUAAUGAUUGGAGUAAUUUGGAGUCUGGAGGUCAUAUCAAGUCUAAGGUAUCUGAUGGGAAUGUUUUGGUUGAAGGUGGUACUAGGCCGAUGGGAUCGGUGGAUUCUUCUUUUGAUUUGUUUCCACAAGAUCAACAGGAUAACUCCAAGGAAGAGUCUCUCAAUAGUGAGAACAUAGAUAAUGAUGAUUCUUUUGACGAGUGGGGUGACUUUAGGAUGUCUGUGAGUGAUAAAACAACUCAAUGUGAACCAAGCAGUACAGCGGUGCUUGCCACUGAUAGUGGUGCGUCACUAGCUAUAUCUGACUCAUUUGAUGGUUUUGUUGGAUCCACAAGUUCAGAAGGAAUCCCGUUUCAGAACAAUAAUUUUACAGUGCCUAAUGAUGCCUGGAGCGAUUUCAUGAUACCAAGUACCGGAGGAAACAUUCAGUCAUUAACGAAUAGUAAUAAAUUAGAGGAUGUUCCAGCACUUGGUAGCAAAGAUGAUCCUGCUCUGUUGGAUGUUACCCUCUUAGAACAUCAGGGAAUACAUGGUGAAAGCUUACAGAAAGAGAUAUCCUAUCAAGAUGAUUCAAUUGGGUUAUGGGGUAAUGAUGCACACUUGGGUAUUAAAGGUAAUCAGUUGGAAAGCGAAGAAAGCAAGCAACCUGCAAGUGGGACUACCAAUGAUUUGGAUAAUUCAUUUGACUUGUGGGAUGUAAAGAGUUCUGCAAAUUUGCAGCAAGCAACUAAUAUGCAAGUAAAUAUUGAAGGUGGUAGCAAAUUUGAAGCAUGGGACGAUUUUGUUGGAAUGGGUACCGUGAAAAAGCAAGAGCAAGCCUGCGUUGAAGUAGAUGGUGGGAAGGGAAAUACUAAUCAAAUUGACUUAUUGAGAAUGUCCAAUGAUAGCUCGUUUGAUGUGUGGAGUGAUUUCACUGGAACCAAUAGUGCUUCUGCUAGUAAACCAAUGGACAAUGACAUUUCAUCUGGGGCUUGGAAUGACUUUUCAAGUUUAAUGGUUGCUAAUGCAAAUUCAGCUAAAAGUAACAAUACAAGAACCUCUGAAGAUCAAGCAGUUCUUGACGAUGAUAAUAUGUUUAGUUCAUGGAAUGUUUUUCAGAGUUCGGGAAUACAAACGGAAAAUAGUUCUUUUGCACCAAAUGAUAUCAAAAUCAGUUCAGAUCAGAUCAGUUUCCAUAAAACUCCUGACAGUGUAAACAUGGCUGAAGAGAAUAGUACUUUCAGUUCAUGGGGUCAGGUGCAAGCUUCUGAGGAAGGGGCCUUCGAAAAUAAAUUAAACAUUGAAGGUGAGUUAUUUUCUGGACUCAAUAAUGGUGGACAACAAUACAUUAGUCAACCAGACAAUCAACUCCAGUUUGAUGGUAUUACUCUGCUUGAUGGUAAAUCCUUGUGCGAAACUGAUGAUUCAUUUGAUGCAUGGUCUGAUUUUACUGGCUCGAGUAAUACACAAGUAAAUUUUAGUAGCUCAAUAAAUGCACAUGUUGACGAGGAGGCUAUUAAACAUGGAGAUUUGUUGGAUGCUUGGAAUGUUACUGCAAGCUCCCCCGAUGUUCAAGCUGGUAAUAACACUAGUGCUGCAAUGGAAAAGACACCUGAUACAUCUUACCCUGACCUAUAUGGUGGAAUUUUCAGUACCCAAUAUGCCUCUGCAUCUCAGGCAUUUGCAACUCGUGAAGGUUCUGAUUUGGUUAGAACGGAACAUGCUGAUAAAGCUGGUGGCUACAUGGAUACGAGGAUCCCAAGUGACAACACUUCAGAGGAAGGAUUAAAUAUAAAGUCGCCUGCUGCGGAGACUUUGAUAUCAGAGAUGCAUGAUCUAUCGUUCAUGCUUGAAAGCAGCCUCUCGAGUCCUAACCAUCAUACAUGAAAUAUUGCUAUUUGUUAUGUGUGUGCAAUACUUCGAGUGGAUGCAGGACUUGCAUCUUUUGAAUUGUUUGUGUAUCGAUGACUUUUUUAAUUAUUGAUGGUCAUCAAUACACAAAUGUUUAUACGGAAACUUUCUGUGAAUUUUUCGUACAGUUCUAGUAGUAGUCAGUGAAAAAUUGUACCUUGAAUCAAAUUCGUUUUAGAUAAACUUUGAUCUUUCUUUCAUAAGAGAUUACGAUUUGAAU